AUGGAGGCAAUAUUCAUGUCACUACAGAUGGAAACUUUCAUCAUCAUCACUGGUGCUCAGCUGGUGACUGUCCUCGCUUCUACAAACCAUCAUACUUCUUACCAAAGAUUCAAGAGAUGGAAGCACCCUGCUAUGACAUGGGCACCCAAUCUCAUACCUAAUGAGGUCAUCGACCAGUGCAAGAACUCAUAUGAAGCUGCUGAUGGCAAAAAGCAGAAGGCUGCUAUGGAUAGUUUCGAUGACACUGGUUUGAUGGCACUCAUUUGCUGCCAUGACAUCCCCCUAUUCUUUGCAAACAUUGAUACACCCGGUGAGCAGCAGAAAUAUGCUGUCGCCUUAUUAGAACAUCUGUUCUUGCUUCUUCCUACCAACACAACAGUCAUUACUUUGUAUGAUGUUGGCUGUGUACUAUCUCGUUCGCUUUCACAGACACUUCUAUUACUUCAUGCCUCCACUUUGCAACGACAGCUAUGCAUGCCUAUGGACACAAGUGGGGAUGCCAGCUUAUCUACAAUCCCCAUAUGUGCAGUGGACUCGACUCAAACAAAUGCCAUGCAGGACAUCCUCACUACCUGUGGUGUCUCUAUCAAAGAUCUAUGGUUGUUGUGGGCUGACCAACAACAUUCACAACUAUCUAUUUGUGCUCAUGCUCCUGCACAUCUCAAAAAAGAACUGGAUAUAGUUCUUGCUUUACAGGCUGAUAUGGCCACUUCAGAUCAGGCCUUGCAGACCACCCGUACCAUGCUCGAAAGGGAGGCAGCAUCGGAUAACACCAUGGUCGCUCUUGAUGGUUUAGAGAGGGGCCACCAACAUUUACUGGAGAAGGUCAAAGCACUCUAUGCUUCACUCAACAUUCAGGACAGGUUUCCAGAGCUUCAAGGUGUCAAUCUGGAUUUCAUCCAUACCCUUCUGAUGGCACAUAUCCCCUUCCGCUGUGUGCUCCACACCUCAGCAGGAUUGACUACACUCCAGAUUUACCCCUGA
Molecule: messenger RNA, 984 nt
Organism: Suillus subaureus
Lineage: Eukaryota; Fungi; Basidiomycota; Agaricomycetes; Boletales; Suillaceae
Exons: 7
Coding region: 1-984 (327 amino acids)
Source: RefSeq, a predicted model, not a curated record